AUGGACAUAUAUCGGCUUUUCACGAGGCUCCGGGAUCGAAAAUGCUGCAUUAAUCUAAUCCACUCAUCUAUCUAUCUAUCUAUCUAUCUAUCUAUCUAUCUAUCUAUCUAUCUAUCCCAGUUUCUUCAUUCUAUCUAUCUAUCUAUCUAUCUAUCUAUCUAUCCCAGUUUCUUCAUUCUAUCUAUCUAUCUAUCUAUCUAUCUAUCUAUCUAUCUAUCUAUCUAUCUAUCCCAGUUUCUUCAUUCUAUCUAUCUAUCUAUCUAUCUAUCUUGGACAGCUUACGAGGGAACUUUCUUUCUUUUUUCUUUCUUUUUCUUUUUCUUUCGAAUUUCUUCUUUUCUUUCUUUUUCUUUCUUUUCUUUCUUUUCUUUCUUUCUUUCUUUUUCUAUCUUUCUUUUCCCCUCAUUUCUUUUUAAUCUAUACAUCCAAGUUUUUUUUCUCUUCCUUGUAUUCCUGUCUCCACCAAUCCGUUCACUAUCCAUCCAUCCAUCCAUCCAUCCAUCCAUCCAUCCAUCCAUCCAUCCAUCCCAGCCCGUUUACUAUCCGUCCGCCCGUCCGUCCGUCUGCCCGUCUGCCCAUCCAUCCAUCUAUCCAUCUAUCCAUCUAUCCCAGUCUGUUAAUAUUCAUCCAUCUAUCCAUCCAUCCAUCCAUCUAUCUAUCCAUCCAUCUAUCCCAGUCUGUUCACUUCCAUCCAUCUAUCCAUCCAUCCAUCCAUCCAUUCAUCCAUCUAUCCCAGUCUGUUUACCAUCCAUCCAUCCAUCCAUCCAUCAUCCAUCUAUCCCAGUCCGUUUACAUCCAUCCAUCCAUCCAUCCAUCCAUCCAUCCAUCCAUCCAUCUCAGUCCGUUUACCAUCCACCCUGCCCAUCUAUCCAUCCAUCCAUCCAUCCAUCCAUCUAUCCAUCCAUCCAUCCAUCCCAGCCCGUUUCCACCAUCCAUCCCGUCUGUCCGUCCGCCCGACAUCCAUCCAUCCAUCCAUCCAUCCAUCCAUCAUCUAUCCAUCCAUCCAUCCAUCCCAGUCUGUUCACCAUCCAUCCAUCCAUCCAUCCAUCCAUCCAUCCAUCCAUCUAUCCAUCUCAGUCCGUUCACCAUCCAUCCAUCCAUCCAUCCAUCCAUCCAUCCAUCCAUCCAUCAUCCAUCUAUCCCAGCCCGUUUACCAUCCGUCCGCCCGUCUGUCCGUCUGCCCGUCCGCCCAUCUAUCUAUCUCAGCCUGUUUACCAUCAUCUAUCCAUAUCUAUCAUUCAUCUAUCUAUCCAUUCAUCCAUCUAUCUCAGUCUGUUCACCAUCCAUCAUCUAUCUAUCCAUUCAUCUAUCUAUCUAUCUAUCUAUCUAUCUAUCUAUCUAUCCCAGUCUGUUAAUAUUCAUCUAUCCAUCUAUCUAUCUAUCUAUCUAUCUAUCUAUCUAUCUAUCUAUCUAUCUAUCUAUCUCAGUCUGUUCACCAUCCAUCCAUCCAUCCAUCCAUCCAUCCAUCCAUCCAUCCAUCUAUCUAUCCCAGCCUGUUUACUAUCUGUCUGCCUGUCUGUCCGUCUGACUGCCUGUCCGUCCAUCCAUCCAUCCAUCUCCCAUCCAUCCCAACCCUGUUUACUUUCAUCUGUUUGCCUGUCCGCCUGUCCGUCCGUCCGUCCGUCCAUCCAUUCAUCCAUCCAUUCAUCCAUCCAUUCAUCCAUAUCUCAGUCUGUUAAUAUUCAUUCAUCCAUCUAUCCAUCCAUCCAUCCAUCCAUCAUCCAUCCAUCUCAGUCUGUUUAUUUAUCCAUCCAUCCAUCCAUCUAUCCAUCCAUCCAUCCAUCUAUCCAUCCCAGUCUGUCCACUAUCCAUCCAUCUAUCCAUCCAUCUAUCUAUCCAUCCAUCCAUCUAUCUAUCUAUCCCAACCCGUUUACCAUCCGUUUGCCCGUCUGCCUGUCUGCCCGUCCAUCCAUCCAUCCAUCCAUCUAUCUAUCUAUUCAUUCAUCUAUCUAUCUAUCUAUCUAUCCAUCUCAACCUGUUUAUCAUCCAUCUAUCUAUCCAUCUAUCUAUCUAUCCCAGUCUGUUAAUAUCUAUCAUCCUAUCUAUCUAUCCAUCCAUCUAUCCAUCUAUCCCAGUCUGUUCACCAUCCAUCUAUCUAUCUAUCCAUCUAUCCCACCUGUUUACUAUCCAACCGCCCGUCUGUCUGUCUGCCUGUCCGCCCAUAUUCAUCCAUUCAUCCAUCCAUUCAUCCAUCCAUCUAUCUAUCUAUCCCAACCUGUUUACUAUCUGUUUGGCCUGUCUGCCUCUGUCUGUCCGUCUAUUCAUCUAUCUAUCUAUCUAUCUAUCUAUCUAUCUCAGUCUGUUCACCUUCAUCCAUCCAUCUAUCUAUCUAUCUAUCUAUCUAUUCAUCUAUCUCAGUCUGUUAAUAUUAUCAUCUAUCUAUCAUCUAUUCAUCUAUCCAUUCAUCUAUCUCAGUCUGUUCACUCUCUAUCUUCAUCAUCUAUCCAUUCAUCUAUCUAUCUAUCCCAGUCUGUUAACAUCUAUCUAUCUAUCUAUCUAUCUAUCUAUCUAUCUAUGGAAAUGAAUGGGAAAGUGUCUGUUGGAGAAGUGAAAGAAAAAGAGAAAGCGAAAAAAAUAUUUUCCGAGGCGGUGAAUCAAGGAGAAAGCGCUGGUUAUGUAUCUGUUAACCACAGAUUCUAUAAUGUAUUCGACAUGACGGUUAAUAUAGAGCCGAAUAACAAAGUGGUCUUCAACCUCACCUAUGAAGAACUUCUAAAACGAACGAAUAGGCGAUAUAAACAUCGGAUCCUUUUGCCUAACGAUGAAAUUAUUGAUAAACUUAUUGUGGAAGUUUUCAUCUCAGAACCUCAAGUAAUUACAAUCUUCGAAGAGGAUCCCAAUAAAGGUGAGUUUUCUUUAAACGGAACACCAGUUAAUAACUGA
This is a messenger RNA of Acanthosepion pharaonis, 2883 nucleotides long. Lineage: Eukaryota; Metazoa; Mollusca; Cephalopoda; Sepiida; Sepiidae. The record is from the annotation of a GenBank genome assembly.